UUGCUAGUGCUGUUCUGGAUACCUCUAGACGUCAGUCAGAAACUUCUCCACUUCUUCUUCUUUCUUCAAAAAAAUUCAUUAAUCUUAUUCUCUCGCUUUAACAACAACCCACCUCCCACAAUCUCUCACCGAAUCGCAAAAUCCAUUACAAGCCACUAUACUCGAUUCAAGAAACAAAGCGAAAAAAAAAAUGGUGGGCAAUGGUAACAAUUACCUCCCUAUGAAGAUGAUGAUGAAGAGAAAAGAAAUUGAUCUUGAUGAAGUCAGUGACGACUUCCAUGACUUCUCUCUUUCUUCCCCAGCUCGAAAGAUUCGCCGCCUGAAUGCGCAGUUGCCGCCGAUUAUGGAGGAGGACAGGGAGCAGGAUAGUCUGCAUGUGGGUUCAUUGCCGAUUGUCGAAGAAGAUGUCGUUUCGGAGAUGGCGUCUUUGGGUGAUCCUGUUAAUGAAGAGAGGGCCAUUGUUUUGUACAAGCCUCGAAUGCCGACUUCUCCCAGUGUUACUGUGAAUUUGGAUUCUUUCAACUUGGUUUCUGGGUUUAAGAAUCAAAUUCUUCGGGCAAGCCAAACCAGGAACACGAAAUUGGUUGAGGAUGAAGAAUAUUUGCAUGACGAAAACAAUGCAACAACAGACAAAUGUUUAGCCGUUGUGCCCUGGGUUCCUUCCCAGUUUCCCGUUGCCUCUAACUCAGGCAUGGAUGCUUCCCAAAUGGAGCCAUCAGAUUUGAUGGAAGCUGAUGAUAUGGAAGAAGCAGCAAUGGACAUUGAAGAGAACAAUAACUCUAGCAUAGAGCAAGGCCAAUCAAAUGAAUUUGGUGGAAUGAGGGAGGGUGAGGGCUUACCUCAAUGGCCCCAACAGCACUGCCUGAUCCCCCAGUUUCCUCAAAGCACUUCCACGCCCAUCACGUGGUUCCAGUAACAAGCACUAGUACGGUAUAUAUUUUCCUCCAUCUCAUAGUUUCAUUAUGCUAUGGAGUUCUAAGCAGGAUUAGUUAUGUGAAGGUUAGAUCUCACUAAAAUGGCGAAUUGGGGAUGGUAGGGAAACUCCUUUUUGUGGCCAUUUGUGAUUUGAGGGUGAUCGUUGAUAUGUGCUUUUUAAUGAAAAGCAUGUAUAAAGUAAUGAAAAUGUUGUAGUAGUGGUAGUGGUAGUAUAAUGUGAAAGCCAAAAUCAAAUGUUGGUGUAAUGCGAGAGCAAUGGUGGGAUUUUUUGUUUUGGAAGAUCGGUGUAAAAUCCCUUAAAGAUGUUGCCCUGUUGAUUGCUUCAAUGCUUGUUGAUUUGUUUAAUGCAAGAGCAAGGUGGCUUUUGAUGUUCUUCAUGGCUUAUCUGCUAGAUCAAUUAUUUUGAUAACAAGAACUUCACUGAAAAAUCUGGUGAAAAUGUUGAGUUGCUGAAUUUCAAGUCAUGAAAAACUGUGUACUUGAUUGCAAACACUAAUGUUAAUAAAAUUUCAAUAUCUGACAGC
Messenger RNA from Pistacia vera, 1460 nucleotides. RefSeq lists its product as uncharacterized. The coding region runs from base 191 to 916 and encodes 241 amino acids. The transcript has 3 exons. The record is from RefSeq and is a predicted model, not a curated record. NCBI's taxonomy places the organism in Eukaryota, Viridiplantae, Streptophyta, Magnoliopsida, Sapindales, Anacardiaceae.